This is a messenger RNA of Aspergillus caelatus, 1764 nucleotides long. RefSeq names its product Lycopene beta-cyclase. The coding region runs from base 1 to 1764 and encodes 587 amino acids. The record is from RefSeq and is a predicted model, not a curated record. Gene Ontology annotation, biological process: biosynthetic process. The transcript has 6 exons. Gene Ontology annotation, molecular function: intramolecular lyase activity; geranylgeranyl diphosphate synthase activity. NCBI's taxonomy places the organism in Eukaryota, Fungi, Ascomycota, Eurotiomycetes, Eurotiales, Aspergillaceae.
AUGGGGUUCGACUAUGUUCUGGUAUAUGUCACCUACAACAUCCCCUUAGCGGGGCUCCUGACACUUGUUUACUGGCCAUUCAUGACUCGUCUAGACUGGCAAAAGAUUUCCACCCUCGUCAUUAUAUCCCUCGUCGCUACCAUUCCUUGGGAUUCGUACUUGGUGCGUCAUCGCAUCUGGACGUACACCCCAAAUGGGGUCACAGGCUGGACCCUAUACGAUAUCCCUUUAGAAGAAGUGUUUUUCUUUAUUAUUCAAACAUAUAACACUAGCUUGGUAUAUUUAAUCCUAACUCGGCGGCUUGUGCUACCGACCUAUUUGGGUGCUGUCGCGCGAAAGAAGACUCUCACUGGAGCUUUGAUACUUUUACUUGUCAUUGUGAUUGGGCUUAUCACAUUGUACUUUGGAGAACAUUUCACUUAUCUUGGUCUAAUUAUCACAUGGGCUGGUCCAUUUCUUCUGAUACAAUGGCUAUUCUCGUCUGGCUUCGUUAUGGCAUUUCCCAAGAUGGAGCUCCUGGCAGCCGUUGCACUUCCUACUCUGUUUCUGUGGAUAGUGGACACAAUUUUCAUCAACCAAGGAACAUGGACUGUUGAAGCGCCGACCAAACUAGGCAUUCAGUUGUGGAGGGGUAUGGACAUAGAGGAGGUACUCUUCUUCCUCAUUACCAAUAUAAUGAUCGUUUUCGGUUUAGUAUGUAUCGAUUAUGCUAUCGCAAUGGCAACUUGUGAAAUAGCGCAAUCACCAAAAGCAGUCCAAAGGUUCCCGUCCUACUUCCGGGUCUUAGCACAAUUUGUGACCAACAAAUACCAUCCAGACAAACGAUUCGUGACCAAUCUGGAAAUGGCAGUUGAGCGUCUUGUAGCCUCCAGCCAGAGCAUGUAUAUGGGAAGUGCCAUGUUCCAAGGACCGCUACGGAUUGAUCUAAUCUUGCUAUACUCUUUCUUCCGAGUAGCAGACGACCUAGUCGACGAAGCGCAGGACACCGAAAGCGCACGCAGAGUAAUCGAGCAAUGCGACCAACUCCUCGAAGCCAAAUUCUCGCACCCAGACCUGUUUCCUUUUUCACCUAGCUCCAAAGAGGCCAAGCAUCCUGCACCUCCAGAGCUCAUCGCAGCGAUUGGCAAUCUCCCCACCUCCCGAUUGCGGCUUGAGCAUCUAAAAGGUCUCCUCGAGGGCUUCCGGACGGAUCUAUCCUUCAGCGCGAAAUCUGGAUCCUUUCCUUUCGUGACAGAAUCUGAUCUUGACACUUAUUCUUAUCACGUCGCUAGCACCGUAGCGGCAUCCAUGUUGGCUUUAGUUGUUCAUCAUUUUCCGGAUCAUCAGUUUGCGGUCAACGUUUUUCUUCGUCGGCGUGUUGUAGAUGCAGGUGAAAGGAUGGCCCAAGCUCUUCAAUAUACUAACGUGGCCCGUGAUAUUGCUCGUGAUGCUGCCAUUAACCGGGUGUAUUUACCCACGACGUGGCUGGAGCAACAAGGGCUGGGUCCUGCGGAUGUGCUUGCCUCCCCUACAGAUUUUCGGCUGGAGUUAGUGCGGGAUAGAGUACUUGAUAGGGCGGACUUUCUCAGUACUUCAGCUCGGGAUGAGAUCAAAUUUCUGCCCAAGGAGGCUCAAGGGCCGUUUCUUGCGACCGUUGAUAGUUACCUGGAGAUAGGGGUAGCUUUGAGACGGGGUAUGAGGCCGAGAACCCUCGGGGACAAGCUAAGGCUUCCAAGUGGAACACGCUUGUGGGUUGUUUAUCGGGCUAUGGCCCUGAGACAGUAG